UUGAACAGAGGGGGGCGGUAAUGGCGCUGAAGCUUGGUGGCAAACGUGGUGUGACUAAAGAAAAGAAGGCUAGACGAGCGCCGUUGCGUCAUUUUGCCUCUAUCCAUUCAUUAGUGAGAAGGCCUUUCUUACUUAUACAGGCUACACAAACGUCAUCAUGGUGAAAAUUUUUAUUGGCAACCUUUCCUCGGACAGCACUGCCCAGGAGCUGAGACAGCUCUUUGAAAAGUAUGGCAAAGUGUCUGAAUGUGACAUUGUGAAAAACUUUGGUUUCGUACACAUGAACAACCAGUCGGAGGCAGAGGAGGCCAUCAAAAACCUCCACCAGACCGAGCUGCACGGCUGGCGCAUAAAUGUGGAGAUGAGCAAAGGCAGGCCCAAAUCCACCGCCAAACUUCACGUCAGCAACCUGGGCGAAGGAGUGACCAGUGAACAGCUUCGGGCCAAGUUCGAGGAGUUUGGCCCGGUGGUUGAGUGUGACAUUGUAAGAAACUAUGCCUUUGUUCACAUGGAGACAAUGGAUGACGCCAUGGAGGCCAUUAAUAAGCUGGACAACACAGCCUUCAAAGGCAAGCUGAUCAACGUACGACUGUCCACCAGUCGGCUUCGCACUGCUCCGGGAAUGGGAGAUCAUAGCGGCUGCUUUGUCUGUGGGAAACGCGGUCAUUGGUCAAAAGACUGUCCAUCCGGUCGGGACGAUAGCUACGGUGACGCCACAAGAAAUCGCAGCGUCCCCGGGCCCUCGUAUGGCAUGGCCGCACCGCCAACGGCUGAUUACUCGGUGUACAGUCAAGCUAGUUAUGCCGGCGGGUUUGCGCCGCCUCCUCCUCCUGCUCAUAGGGUUAGCGGCUACGCCUCUGAUCUGGGGGCGUAUGCCGGUCAAGCUGCAGGCUCGCAGGCAGUCCGGUCAUUUGCUUAUGAUCGUGACCCUCUCUACGGCAGUGCUGAAUAUUAUGAAAAGUACAGAGCUCUGUCUUAUGGCUCAAGCUAUUUUGAAGAGCGUCGUUUGCCCUAUGCCCAGCCUCCUCCACCUCCCCCUUCCUCUCUUCCCAAGCUUUCAUCCAAUGUAGAUCCAUAUGACCACCAGCCACUGCCUCCAGCUACAUCAGUACCUGCGUACUACGCAGGAGAACCCAGCCCAAUCAGACGAGUAGCAGCCGUCUCAGCUGCCAGCACCUACGAGCGAAAACAGCUGUCACCAGAAUCUGCUUCCACAAGCUCCUACGGUGCUCUACGGCCCAAAGAACAGACGGCACAGCGUUAUGCGCCUUACUAAAGCAGUGGUACCAUGGUCUGGACUUGUGGGCGUUUUUUCAUCGUUUCUUCACCCUCCACAAUCCCAUCACUGUAUGUAAGGUCCAGAUACGAAUAUAGAAGGUAUCUGGUUUAGAAAUGGGAUGCCAGCUACCUACAGAAAAGUCAUCCAUUGUAACAUUGACUAAGUUUGCUUUCUCAAAGGAUGAAUGAUGACAUGCAGUUUGAUAGGUUUUCAACUAUUUUUUUAGCUCUUUUUUUUUUCUUUCUUCAAUACAUAGGGUAGAUUGUUUGUUUAAAUUUUAAAAUGUUGUUCUGCUUUGAAUUUGUCAUAAAAAUGUUCUGAAUGAAUGUUUUCUCUUUUUGUUUUUUGUAAUGCAAAUGUACCAUAUUGUGUUUGUUGCUUGUAAUGCAAGACUCUUAUUCUUUUACUUUUCUGAGUUAAAAAAAAAACGUCAUUUUUGAUAUAAAAUGAACUAUUUUUUGAUAAUAUUCAUUGACCUAUGAAUAGUUUGGUUUUCUCAUACCUAAAACAAGGAAUGUGUCCCUCUGUGCACAAAUUGGUGACCCUAAGGAGUAACCCACUGGUGAGAAUUGGAGAGAAACACAGCAACUGGUCACUGCUGACGCUGAACAAGAGAACGGAAAAAUAUCAAAUUGUAUCUAAAACAACACAAAAUGUAGCACUAAAUGAUUUGAUUGUGCUGACAGAUUAUAAUACUAACAUUAUAUUAACGUUUGAAGUGUGUUUAAUUAGAAGUCAUAGUUUAAUUGAAGGUAGGGUGCAGUAGCCAUUCAUCUCCUACCUGUGUAUUUUUUUCUCUCUGAGCGGUAUGCUUACAGGAGGUAAUCGGUUAUGUGUUAAUUUACUGCUUGGAAUUAUCUAACAGAGUAAGGAAAUACAUUUCAGGGCUUAUGUUCUAAAACUGACAAGAUACUGAAUAGAAGAUUUAAUUGUGUUAAAGGUGCUUUUGUUUUGCAUAGAGAGAGGUUUGAAGUUUAAUUUCAUACUAGCUUUAAAUUUAAAAGCAGGCCAUUUUUGUUUGUCUAAAAUAAAGUCUGUUAUUUUUGUGAUUCGCUCCAUUAUCCAGUAUAAAACUGCUUUUCAGCUGUUGAGUUUAUCUAACCAGCCAUUUGUAUAUAUCAAGUCGUAUUGGAUGAGUUUUAUCUAGACUGACUUCUCUGUUUCAUUGAUAAAAAAUUUUUCAUGUGGACUUUGUUUUAGGAUAAGUUGACCCCAUGACCUCCUUUUGGCGUUUUUGUUUAAAUUUGUUGUAGUUUUGGUGAGCGGUUAUGCUGAGCAGCAGUCUUUUGUAUUCAUUUUUGCAGGAAGUCUUUUUCAAAACAAACAUUUUACUCUUGCAUGUAUUUUGUUUAAUACUGCAUUUUGUGCUCUAAACACUCUUUAAAUUUACUCAAACCUACAAUCACGUUAUUUUCCAUUAACUAAUAUAUCAAAUAUUAACUAAUAUAUCAAAUAUUAAACAGCCAUUUAGUUUAUUGCAAAGUUUAAAGAAAAGGGUUGUGCUUUCAUUAUGAUUAGAUUCUUGGAUAUGUCAGAUAUUAGCAACACAUUUUUAAUUCUUAGUAUCAAAACUGCACAGAGCUAUUCAGCAAUAUAGGACCAUGCAUAAACUUCUUGUUUUGCCAGUCAUGGAGCCACGAAGGGAAUGCUAAUGAGUCCCAACACAUUUUUAACCCUCCUAUAGCCUAGAUAGGCCACCAGGAUUAUUAUUUGGCUGCAGGGUUCUUCCAGUUGAGCAAAGUUGGACACUUUCUACUCCAGCUUUCAACAUUUGGCAGAUCUUCAGUUUAACUGUUGAUGUUUUUUUGUUAAUUAAAGGGGCCUAGUCACAUUCCAUGAUUUUACAAAUUUGUACACCGGUAGCUCACUGAUUACAAAGGUUUCCCCAUUAAAUUAUCGCAAACUA
Messenger RNA from Fundulus heteroclitus (mummichog), 3185 nucleotides. RefSeq names its product RNA-binding protein 4.1. The coding region runs from base 158 to 1276 and encodes 372 amino acids. The transcript has 4 exons. Gene Ontology annotation, cellular component: cytosol. The record is from RefSeq and is a predicted model, not a curated record. NCBI's taxonomy places the organism in Eukaryota, Metazoa, Chordata, Actinopteri, Cyprinodontiformes, Fundulidae. Gene Ontology annotation, molecular function: zinc ion binding; mRNA binding.